UGAAAUGCGAGCAAGCUUUAUAAAAGUCGAGGUGGCUCAUCGAAUGAUGGGUUAAAAUUUCAGCGAGCUAUUUGUGGCCUGCAGCUUCGCACACCAGAUACAAACAGAACAGUAUGGAGACACUUCUUUUUCUAUUUCCUCAAUUCAACUACAUGGCCCCAAAGGAGGAAGCAUAUUACAAAAUGCUUGGUCCAGAAGACUUGCAGACACCAAAGAUGAAGGACGAUUGUAGCAGGCAGAAAGACAAGGAAAGGAAGAGCCGACUAAGCCUUUUUCUCACCAAGUCAGGCUCUCAUGAAAACGUCAGUCCCCAUAAAAAGACAAAUACGACAUCCAGCAACAUCUCACCAGAGGCAGCUUUGCAAUGGAGCGACUCCUUUGAAGAAAUGCUAAAGCACUCAGAUGGGGUAGAAAACUUCUCUCAGUUCCUCAGGACAGAGUUCAGCGAGGAAAACAUUGAGUUCUGGUUGGCCUGUGAAGAAUACAAGACCAUUGAUUCUGAGACAAAGCUGCUGUCCAAAGCCAAAUAUAUUUAUACAGUAUUUAUUGAAUCGGAGGCUCCUAAAGAGGUUAACAUUGACUACAACACCAAGAUGGCCAUCCAGAAGAACAUAGCACAUCCCACAAGGAGCUGUUUUGAAGCCGCACAGACGAAAGUCUAUAGCCUGAUGAAAAAGGACUCCUACCCCAGGUUCCUGCACUCUGACAUUUAUCUGCGUCUCACCAGGCGGAAAGGCCCCGGGGCCACUAUGUUUCGCAGAAGGUCACGCUCCUGUGUAUUCAACGAGAGAGGCGAGGCCACGACUGAACCCUCGGCCUGGUAGUCGUAUCAUCACAGGUUUAGUAGCUCACUCUGUGAAACUAGUUAUUAUAUACGAGAUCCAUGAUUUGCCGCACAGUUGUGUGGUGCAGGGGCUUAUUAUCCAUAGAUUUGCUUCUGCAGAGUGAAUUAUUGUGUUAUAACCACAGGGGUCAUACUGGGUUAUUCCAGUUACCCAGUAUCACGGCAGCAUGCCAGCAAUAAAAAAUUAAAGGAAUAGUUUGACAUUUUGGGAAAUAUGCUUAUUUGCUUUCUUGACAUGAGUUAAAAAUGAGGAUUGAUACCACUCUCAUGUGU
Xiphias gladius (swordfish) is the source of this 1117-nucleotide messenger RNA. It is a transcript of the gene rgs18, whose product is annotated as regulator of G protein signaling 18. The record is from RefSeq and is a predicted model, not a curated record. The transcript is spliced from 5 exons. Bases 114 to 824 code for a protein of 236 amino acids. NCBI's taxonomy places the organism in Eukaryota, Metazoa, Chordata, Actinopteri, Istiophoriformes, Xiphiidae.